Messenger RNA from Aspergillus nomiae NRRL 13137, 2262 nucleotides. RefSeq lists its product as uncharacterized. The coding region runs from base 1 to 2262 and encodes 753 amino acids. The record is from RefSeq and is a predicted model, not a curated record. The transcript has 2 exons. NCBI's taxonomy places the organism in Eukaryota, Fungi, Ascomycota, Eurotiomycetes, Eurotiales, Aspergillaceae.
AUGACUCGGGUAGAGUCUCCCACUUCCUCGGAGGAACAAGCCGAAGGUGAUGAUAACUCGCCGCUUGAUUACCAAUGCCGUGCAUACCAAAGAGGCUCCUCUGGCCUAUCCGAGAGAUUGCGAAGACGAUUCUCCAAAGAAACCAACGCAGGACCCAAAAACACUGACAAGAAGGCCAGAAGCACAUAUCUCCCAUUCACACCCAAGCCUACAAAUCUAAAACCGGGCCUAAUCACCUCAGAUGGCUCUCCAAGCACUUUGAUGAGCGACAGGGGUUAUGAUAGCGAUGCACAAUUUAUGGACCCAGCUAGGUAUGCCAACGAUGGGUCAGAACGACCGUACAAUUGUCCCAGCAUUUGGGGAAGUGUAUCACCUCUUGCACAACCCUAUUAUGAGACGGAACCGGACGAUCUGGGUGAAGAGCUGGCGGGAGAGAGCAGCAUGCUGGUUGAUGGUCCAUUCUCAGGCCAAAGUGAGAUGGAGAGGCCCCAAUUGCCAUGGCAUCCACGGGACUGUCCACACUGGGGCCCGUUGCCACCUAUCACUCACAGCGCGGAUCAUGAACGUGCUCGUAAGCGGGUCGGAAGCCCCUAUACUACUGGAUUCUUUGACAGUCCCAGCCGGCACUCUACAGCCAACCGUGGACGUCUUCCAGGCUAUCCAGGACGCAUACCUAUAUCGCCGAUGCCGUGCACAACGUCUGUCGAUUCGGUAUAUGGACCCUCUUCCCAACUCUCCAUCAGAAAGAGGCGACAGGCGCCUCCGAGGGAGCUGAAAUCCGAAAGCCAUUCGAUUCAUCUAGGUAACAUGGAUAUAUCGAAAAGAUUGGCGUCUCCCUCCAUAUCGCCUCGGGUCUUAUCUGAAAAGUCAUCAUUUGAUGGCAAUGGGCGCGACAAAACCACAGGGGCGAGGACCCCAUGUAAUGAAGGCUACGAUCGACCUAAUGUAGAAACGACACAAGCACCAACUGAGAAUGUACAAGAAUCGAGUCUGGCACUAUCGCGAGCAAAGGAGUCGUCGUCAUAUUCCCGUAGGACUAGCUUCUCAUCUGGUUUCUCCAAAUACCAGUAUGAAACAAAGGUUUUCAGUCUUCCAGAGUCGGUGAGAGAAGCAAUGAAGAAUCCUUACGCCGGUGCCUCUAGCCUGAAUCCAUCUGGUCAAUCACAAGAAACUGCCGGAGCCAGUCCAAAUACCCCUACUGCUGCGAGUCCUUGUGAUACUAGCGAACGCGCUCAGCAAAGCACAUCCCCAGGACCAUGCGAAGCCGAUCCAUUGGUUGCUCCUCCUAAAGCUGACCUUCAGAGCACCGCAGGCAUGGCUGCUUCAUCAUCGCGCCAGGUCAGCGUUGGAUGGAUGUCUGGGGGUCGCCGUCUUGGUUACGGGUACACGCUGGUAUCAGCAGAUGACAAAGGAGGCAACUUAUCCCCAGAAGAUACCUGCUCAUUAAAGACAUGUGAUCUGAACAGUGCAUCGACAAUUGGGAAGGGUCAUGGCAAAAGAUCUGCCAGCGCUGUUGACAAGCCUUGUACGGAGCAAGACAAUAAGACGGGAUCAGGGAAAGGAUUGCCAAUCUUCGAUAAUUUGACGCACCGUCUAAAUCUCCAUCACUGGUCCGGUGCAACCACAUCCUCCGGAGCAAAUAAAGUCGACGAGGGGUCAAGUAACACAUCAGUCACAUCUUUGCUAUGGGAAAAGUUCGGAUUCUUGAGGAAGAGCCAAAAUGAGCCCGACACACAUGUAGAUCAGAAACCCCCUUGGAGUCAUUUUUGUGGAGUUGGCUUGGACCAAGCAUUGGAUGGGACACUAACCCCGCACAGAGAUACGACUCCCCCAGUAAACGACGAAGACGGGCAGUUGUCGAAAGGGCGGACGGGGCUACAUCGUGCUCGAAGCCUAUGGACCAAAGGUCGCACUGUAACGGACAGAGCUCUCUGCCUUGAGACAAAACUCACAACGAAGAUACCAUUAUCUAUCAAGCAGAAUCCCGGGCUACGGAGGGAAAAGACACGAGUUAUUAAACUCAAGAACCGGGACCGUAAGAAGACCAUCAACAAUAGCCUUGAUGAAGAGAAGCCUAUCUUCCCCGGUCCUAAGCAACAUGAGCUUUCCGCAAUCUCACGAGUGGAGGAGAGCCAUGGACCCAGUACGGGCAAUCAUGAAAGAAGGGACGGUACCUUGCAAGGAACUGAGCGAAAUAGUUCGGACACUGACUUGGCUGAUGCAUAUGAAGAUUGUCUGGAGGUCCAUCCUAUUCCUGAUUAG